UUGUUACAAACCCUGUUCUUCUUAAUUUCAAGCAAGCCCUUUACUUCCCUUAAGGCAGAAGACAAAAUGCAGAGCUGGGGAUCAGGAGACUGGAUGUGUGGUGCAUGCCAGCAUUUGAAUUUUAAAAAGAGGGAUCAAUGCCAGCGCUGCCAGUACCCCAAGUACGGCGGCCCUGACCCCUCAACAUACGCAUACAACAGGACUGAGGUCUUGGCCGGCGAUUGGUACUGCAAUGCCAUGAACUGCGGGGCCCACAACUACGCUAGCAGGUCGCAAUGCUACAUUUGCGGUGCCUUGAAAAAUAUGAUUGGUUCCGAUGGCUGCAGUGUGCCCGGGUGGAAAACCGGUGACUGGUUUUGCACUAGAGUUGGAUGUGGAGAACACAACUAUGCUAACAGGACAGUUUGCUAUAAAUGCAAAACGGCAAGGGAUUAUGGUGGCUCGGAAUAAGACGAAAACGAACAAUUGAAAGAUAUUUCAAUUUUCUCUUCACGACAUCCUUUCUCUCAC
This is a messenger RNA of Morus notabilis, 510 nucleotides long. RefSeq names its product zinc finger Ran-binding domain-containing protein 2. The coding region runs from base 67 to 450 and encodes 127 amino acids. NCBI's taxonomy places the organism in Eukaryota, Viridiplantae, Streptophyta, Magnoliopsida, Rosales, Moraceae. The transcript has 4 exons. Gene Ontology annotation, molecular function: mRNA binding. Gene Ontology annotation, cellular component: cytoplasm. The record is from RefSeq and is a predicted model, not a curated record.